AUGAAGCUGGCAUACUUUUUCCUGGGCCCCAUGGCCUUCCUUUUCUUGGCUGGCUGUGGCUGUGUCCUGAGCACCUCCAGCGGGAGCCUGCGCACCUUUGUGGGCUGUGCCGUGAGGGAAUUCACUUUCUUGGCCAAGAAGCCUGGCUGCAGGGGCCUGCGGAUUACGACAGAUGCCUGCUGGGGCCGAUGUGAAACCUGGGAGAAGCCUAUCCUGGAACCUCCUUACAUCGAAGCCCAUCAUCGAGUCUGCACCUACAAUGAGACCAAGCAGGUGACGGUGAAGCUGCCCAACUGUGCCCCAGGGGUGGACCCCUUCUACACCUACCCUGUGGCUGUCCGCUGUGACUGUGCAGCCUGUUCUACAGACACCACAGAGUGCGAGACCCUCUAA
This is a messenger RNA of Sorex araneus (European shrew), 393 nucleotides long. RefSeq names its product glycoprotein hormone subunit beta 5 (gene GPHB5). The transcript has 2 exons. Gene Ontology annotation, cellular component: cytoplasm; extracellular region. Bases 1 to 393 code for a protein of 130 amino acids. Gene Ontology annotation, molecular function: hormone activity. The record is from RefSeq and is a predicted model, not a curated record. NCBI's taxonomy places the organism in Eukaryota, Metazoa, Chordata, Mammalia, Eulipotyphla, Soricidae. Gene Ontology annotation, biological process: regulation of thyroid hormone receptor signaling pathway; G protein-coupled receptor signaling pathway.